This is a messenger RNA of Colletotrichum navitas, 440 nucleotides long. RefSeq lists its product as uncharacterized. The coding region runs from base 93 to 344 and encodes 83 amino acids. NCBI's taxonomy places the organism in Eukaryota, Fungi, Ascomycota, Sordariomycetes, Glomerellales, Glomerellaceae. The record is from RefSeq and is a predicted model, not a curated record. The transcript has a single exon.
CCCUCAAUUCUCCUUCUCACUCUCGUGUUUGUUUUCACAUUUGGACUGGCCCCUUACUGUUCGCUGUUUGAUGGCUGCUCGUUUCUGUUCGCAUGGGCGUCUAUGGCGAAUUCGUCCUGCUCAUGUCCAGGUUGGUCAUUCUUGUGGGUGCCCAUUGCCCGCACACCGGCCAUCCCGAGCACUUGAUUUAUCACUUUAGGUCUUGCGAAUCCGAGCCCAUUUCCCUACUUCCCAUAGCUCAAAGCUAUGAGAAUCCUAAGAUGCUUUGGAAAGAGGUGUUCGCAGAGCGUGUUGUUCCCGAUUUAGAUUCUCGGAACGAGGCGAGAAUGCCGACAAGUGUUUAAAUGACAUAGCCCAUUUAUAAGAGACUAUUCUGCCGUAGCCCGAAAAUAAGACGCAAAUCUAACAUCAUCGGAAGUGGUAACACACACUAUUCAAUG